Molecule: messenger RNA, 9851 nt
Organism: Gadus chalcogrammus (walleye pollock)
Lineage: Eukaryota; Metazoa; Chordata; Actinopteri; Gadiformes; Gadidae
Product: NFX1-type zinc finger-containing protein 1-like
Exons: 18
Coding region: 1-5445 (1814 amino acids)
Biological process (GO): regulatory ncRNA-mediated heterochromatin formation
Cellular component (GO): nuclear RNA-directed RNA polymerase complex; nucleus
Molecular function (GO): helicase activity; zinc ion binding
Source: RefSeq, a predicted model, not a curated record
AUGGAGGGGAGGAGACCAAGAGAGAGAAGCAGGAGUUUGACGGGCACAGCGCCAGCUGAUCAGAGAGAUCAGAGCGCCAGAGGGGGCCGAUGUGGUAGUCGGGGUAGGGGGGGGGGUCGCAGGAUGACCUACACGAUGCUGGCGGAGCUCUCGGAGAAACCGCCCUCCGAGGUGGCCAUCACCCUCUCCUCCUCUCCUGCCUUUCAAGAGCUCCUGGAGGAGCGAGAUAUCCGGCCUGACCUCGUGCAGCUGGUUUGCUCUGCCCUUAGCAGGGCCUUCCAGUCGCGCGUGGAUAGGAGCACGGUCCAGCACCUUGCUGGUGUGGUGAAGGACAGCGGGUUCCUGCGCACCAUCCUCCCGCAAUACGUAGGUGGAAUGAGUUCAGAGUCCGACCCCACCCGCAGGGAACAGUACCCGCAGCACUUUGACAACAUGAUAGCUGUCCUGUCUAAGGUGCUCAGCAUCUUCCCAGCCAGCUCAGUCCAGGCUGUGUCUGUACUGGUGGUUCUCUUGCGGGCCUCUCUCAUUGGCCUGAGGGACUCUGGGGUUGACAUCGCACGUCCAACUGAAGAAAAGCUGGAAGACAUCCAGGCUUUAAGCCAGCAACUCCAAGAGAGAUCCAGGGAGGGAAGCCUGCGUUCAGACCGGGACCUCCUUCCACUCUUAUCCGACCAACUCGACAACAAAGGUGAGGAAGAUCUGGAGAACUUUCGUACAAUACCCAUCUAUCCAACCAGAGAGGAGUUCCAUGAAAAUAAGACACCCUACCUGAGGCCCAACACCACUACUCGCCAACACGCCAACACAGAAACCUACCUUGACACACACUUCCGACUGCUGAGAGAGGACUUUGUGCGGCCGCUACGUGAGGGGAUCCAGAGACUCAUCUGGAGCCAUUUGGACCAGGGGAAGAAUACCCAGCAGCUUAAGAAGGAGCGCUUCAACGACAUCAGUGUGUACUUUGACGCCAAACUGGAGUCGCCUCUGUGCACUCGUUCAGGCUUAGCCUAUGUUAUCGAAUUUGACGUUGAGCCUCUGAAGUUUGUUCGCUGGGAAAGCUCAAAGCGGUUACUCUAUGGUUCUUUGUUGUGCAUGUCGUGUGACAAUUUUGAGAGCAUCCUGUUUGCUACAAUAUCUGAACGAGAGCUGAACGACUUGAAGAAAGGCAGAAUUCAGGUCAUCUUUUCUGAUGAGAGCAAACAAAAGCUGGCAACCAUGCAGACCAAUCUGCCGUUUCUGAUGGUGGAGACGUCUGCCUACUUUGAGGCCUACCGUCAUGUUCUGGAGGGCCUGCAGGAAGUACAGGGAGAUGAGCUUCCCUUUCAGAGGUAUAUAGUGGAGUGCAGCCCAGAUGUGCAACCCCCACGGUAUCUGAGGGAAAACGACGUGUACAACCUGGAACAGGUGGCAGACCCUAAGAAGAACCAGAAGAUCAAGCCCUUUCACUGCCUCAGGCCUGCUGACUGGCCUGCCAAGGAGACCCUCGACCUGGACGAGUCUCAGAUGGAAGCCUUUCAAUUGGCUCUCACUCAGGAGCUAGCCAUCAUACAAGGACCCCCUGGCACUGGAAAGACCCACGUCGGCCUUAAAAUCGCUAAGGCACUGUUGACCAACCAGGGACUCUGGAGUGCCGGUCAGGAGGCCGCGCCAAUGCUUGUCGUGUGUUACACAAACCACGCUUUGGACCAGUUCCUGGAGGGUAUCCAUACAUUUCUAAGAAAAGGCAUUGUGAGAGUUGGGGGCCGGAGCAACAGCGAGGACCUGAAACCCUUCAUCCUGAAACAUCUAAUGGAAGCCUUCCGUAAGGGGAAUUUGGAUAGAAACAUGCCCAACCACCUACGAUAUGCUUUUACAGAGAUUAUACGCGAUCUGAAAAGUCGGGAGCAUGAGGUCAAUUUUCACUCGGUACAACUACAGUGCAGUCAGAAGGGGGUCCUCCGGGAGAACAUUCUACAGAAUUACAUUUCAGAUAGACACUGGCCCAGUCUGGAACCGCCUGCAAGGUCCAUCCCUGGCUGGUACGAAGAGCUGCAUUCAAGAGAAAAAAGGCAGAGUCAGAUGGUUGAGUGGUUGGGAUUAGGUCCCACAUUCUUCCAGCAGGAAGCGGAAGAGGAAGCCCAUGAAGACAUUGAAUCGGACCCAGAAGCGGAAGCGGAUGAGAUGAUCCAGAUCGCUGAGGAAGCAGACCAGAUUCACGAUGAGCGAUUUAUCGAAGACGGCUUUGAGCGUCCAAAUUCGAGGAUGAUCAGGCAGCAGGAAGUGCACCAGGCAGAGGAACAGAUUCUGGCAAUGAACUUUAAGAAUGUCCGCCGACAGGGGGGCCAGAGUGACCAGGAAUGGCAGAUGCAGAGAAACCAGAGGAAAAGUAUCAAGAGAAAAUUCCGGAAGGAACUGGAUAAGGAAUCAGAUAUGACUGAAAAAGAGGAAAUGGCCAUAUUUGAUAUUUGGCAACUGAGUUUGGCAGAACGAUGGAGACUUUAUCGGCUAUGGGUGUCACGCUACAGGUCUUUUCUGCAAGAUCAACUUCAGAAGUCCAUGGAGGAAUACCAGAACACGGUGGAAAGGUUGGAGGAGGUGCGGCUCAACGAGAAAAUCUGUCUCCUCCGCAACGCCAAGGUCAUCGGCAUGACGACCACAGGGGCGGCCAAGUUCCGUAAGAUCUUGCAGGAAGUGCGUCCGCGGCUGGUGAUAGUGGAGGAGGCUGCUGAGGUGUUGGAGGCCCACACCAUCACCUCUCUGAACCCAGAGUGUCAGCACCUCAUCCUCAUCGGAGACCACCAGCAGCUGCGGCCUAGUGCUACAGUGUACGAUCUGGCCAAGAACUUCAGUCUGGAGGUUUCCAUGUUCGAGAGGCUGGUGAAAACUGGUUUCCCUUUCGUCAGGCUCAACUAUCAGCAUCGCAUGAGGCCCGACAUCGCCCGCCUCCUGACUCCUCACAUCUACCCCGAGCUGGAGAACCACCCGUCAGUCAUGGACUACGACAAUGUCAAGGGCAUCCAAACCAAUCUGUUCUUCCUGGAGCACAGCCACCUAGAGGAAAACCUCAGGGAUGGGAAAAGUCACGAGAACAAACAUGAAGCCAUGUUUGUAGUUGCUCUGUGUCGCUAUCUUCUGAUGCAGGACUACAAUCCAGAACAGAUUACUAUCCUCACCACGUACAGCGGACAGCUCUUCUGCCUGCGCAAUAUGAUGCCCUCCUCCGAGUUUGCAGGGGUCAAAGUGCAUGUAGUUGACAAGUAUCAAGGGGAGGAGAACGACAUUGUCUUGCUGUCUCUGGUCCGCAGCAACACCAUGGGUAGUGUGGGCUUCUUGAGCAUCCCCAACCGCGUCUGCGUGGCAUUAUCACGCGCCAAGAAAGGCCUCUACUGCAUUGGAAACAGUGCAAUACUGAGCAAAGUCAAACUGUGGAGCAAUAUCUUUGGCACCUUGAAAGAGAAGGAACAGAUGGGCAAAGCGCUCACUCUGUGCUGUCAGAACCACCCAGAAAAACAGAUCCAGGCCGCCUGCUCUGAGGACUUCAAACAAGCCCCCGAAGGGGGGUGUUUGACGCCUUGUGAGUUCCGCUUGGACUGCGGCCAUGUUUGUGCUCGAGUAUGCCACCCUUAUGACCCCCAACACAAGAAGUACAAGUGUGAGAAACACUGUGAGAGAAAACUGUGUGAUCGUGGACACAAGUGCCCAUUGGCUUGUCACCAUCCAUGUCCCGCGUGUCCGGUGAAGAUUGAGAAGACCAUACCAGGUUGUGGGCACAAGCAAAUGGUCCCUUGCUACAUGGACCCUGCGGUCUUCAAAUGCAACGAACCCUGUGAGAAAAGUCUCCAGUGCGGACAUCAGUGCAAAGCAGUGUGUGGGGGUCCAUGUACAAUUAAAUGCAAGGUAAUGGUCCCCUUCAUUCUAGAAUGUGGACAUACCCAGAGUGAUAACUGCUUCUACAAGACAAAGGACUAUGAGCCUAACUGUAGGACCCCAUGUAACCUACAGCUGAAAUGCGGCCACAGCUGUACUGGUACUUGCUACGAAUGCAACCAGGGGCGCUAUCACCUUCCAUGCUCCUACCAGUGUGAACGUCUGCUCAUUUGUUCCCAUAAGUGCAGGGAACCUUGCACCGGUGAGUGCCCUCCAUGCAAGCUGCCCUGUGAGAACGUCUGCAUCCACAGCAAGUGCAAGAAACGUUGUGGACAACCCUGUGCCCCUUGCACAGAGCCUUGUGCCUGGCAAUGUCUGCACCAAAGCUGCAGCAAGCUUUGCCACGAACCUUGUGACCGCCCUCCAUGCACAAGGCCCUGUCUCAAAAUGCUGGACUGUGGCCACCCCUGCAUAGGCCUCUGCGGAGACAAAUGUCCAAAGAAGUGUCGCGUCUGUGAUCACGACGAGGUCACAGAAAUAUUCUUUGGCUCUGAGGACGAUCCCGAGGCCUACUUCAUUCAACUGGAGGACUGCGGUCACAUUGUUGAGUCCAAAGCUAUGGACACAUACAUGGAGAUGGACCAGAAGUCAGAGGACAACAAGCAGAUGGUCAUCAAACUGAAAGAGUGCCCCAGAUGUCGCACUCCGAUCCGCAGGAACCUUCGCUACGGCUCUCACAUCAACCGCAGCCUGGCUGAGAUAGAGAAAGUCAAGGAGAAGAUAAAUGGACACAAGAUAGAUAUUGAAACUAAAAGAAACACCAUCAAAGUGCAAUGGGAAACCAAUCACAGACAACUUCUUACAUAUUGGCCGUUCAAAUGUCAAGAUCAUGUUCAAAGCCAAUUGUCAGAGUCAGAUCUCACCGCUAAUGACUUGCUGGGUCUGGAACAUACAAUGCUUUUUAUGGACAGAGCUGCCAUGCUUCUCAAGAUCCAAAGAAAGGAGAUGACUGGAAACCACAGCCUCCGUUUCACAGACAAAGUUGAUGUGUUCCUCCAAUGGCUUUUUCACCCAAAUCAGAAAUUCACUGAACAACAAGUCUCAGAUCUGCAAAAGGAACUGCAGAGACUCACCCUUUUGGCUGAACUCAACGCUCGGUGCACAAUGGCAGACGCAAGAGAACAAAUGACAAAAAUCCAGGCUGAGGUAGAUGCUAUCAGGAGGGUUCUGGAUAAGAUUGACUCGUUCACUGAACAAGACGCAGACAAAGUGAAGCUGGCCCUAAAGGAUAUAGAAGAAAAGAUCCCUUACACGGGCCUUGGCAUUAGUGAUAAGGAGAAGGCGAUGGUCAUUUCAGCUCUGAAGUUGCCACCUGGUCACUGGUACAAGUGUCCCAACGGCCAUGUCUAUAUCAUAACGGAGUGCGGAGGGGCAAUGGAGAGCAGACUCUGCCCAGACUGUGAUGCAACUAUCGGUGGACAGAGUCACGCUUUGGCCAGUGGAAAUCAGGUCGCCUCAGAGAUGGACGGAGCGCAGCACGCAGCUUGGUCCGAGGGCAAUAAUCUGUUGAAUUUUGAUCAAUUAGACUUAAAUGACUAAAACACGAUCACCUGUUGGCUGACCAGGAUUUUGCAUGUGGGGAUUGUUAAUUGGUUGGUAGGUUGACAGGUUUAGCAGGUCGGUAAGUUAAUUUGACUACUUUUACCUACUCUGUAGUAGGUUUACCUACAGCAAAAUUGUCAUAUGCAAGAAUGUUGGCUGAUUAUAUGGGUAUAAUGAUAAGACUACUAUAACUUUAAUGCUAUGGUAAAAAUUGUUUUUUAUUCUUUUUAGAUACACACAUGCCUAAAAACAUGCACACAAUGUAUUAAUAACAUGGCUACACUGGAUCAAUUAGAAAAUAUAUCUUUACGAGGAGCAGUACAUUUGAAAAACUGAUGAUGCUUUCUUUCUUGUUCAUGCUUGAAGUGUUGUACUUCAUUUAUUACAUAAACACAGUCCAGCCUCCUAGCUUAAAACAAAAUCAACUGCUUGCACCGCGAUGAAUCAAAGGACAACUUUGUUGGGGAAAAGCACAACCUACUAAAAUAGCAUUGUCAAGGCAAGUGAUGAAAACAAUCACAUUUUAAAUGGAUGUCUUGCAAAGUUACCGAGGGGGGCAAUAAUGGACAAAAAUGCUUGCAAUGAAAUAUAAGAAUAUAUUUAUGCUGAAUGAUUAUCUCAUAUAUCUUGUUAAUAUGCUCAUUGUCACAAUUGCAGUAGACCGGUAGGCCUACUUAUACCAGGUCUGGUAGAACCAGGAGUGUGUGUAGAUAGCACCAAAAAAAAAAAAAUCAAGAAAGGGAUUUGCUAAUCAUUUACCUGUGAGGAGAAGAAGAGUCUGAUCAAAAAGGAAAGAACAAGGUCAUUAUUGUAGAGAGAAAUGCUGUCAAAAUAAAGUUUUCCAUCCUGUAAAUAAAACAAAAAAAGAAAAACAAUCCUCAUUUUUUAUUAUGUUUCAGAGAGGUCAUCUCUCCGAAGUUCAGCACUGCAAUCAAUUAUGGAAGGUUGAAACCCCUUACGGAAAACAAACUGAAUCGGUUUUGUCAACUAGGAGGGGGGAGGGGGAGGUAUAUGAUUUGUGAACUCUGACGGUGCCCAGGGAACAGCUCUGAAAUACUCUCAGAUACCCUAUAUGUGAUGAAUCAAUACAGUGCUCAAUACAGUGCUAAUCAACAACUAUAGGAGAACAUCACUUAUCACAUCUUGGAACUUUUAAGAUUUUCCUCUUAAAGGAAAAUUAUAUUAGUUGAUGAAAAACAAAGUUGGAUAGAUCUAUAAAAUACUUAAAUAAGGUAAAAAAAAAAAAGAAAAGACUAUCAAUAGUAACACUUCGGUGGAGGCCGGUGGUCGUCGGGUACGAGGCCCGCCAUCGCCUGCCUCCUGACCCCACACAUCUACCCCGAGCUGGAGUACUACCCGUCAGCCAUGGACUACGAUAACGUCAAGGUGAUUGUUGAAUCCACUGCUGCUCUCUCCUCCAGCAGUACACACCUUCCGGCCUGAGGCGUUUAUCUUUUUCUAUUUGGAGGGAUUCAGAACGUCUGACCUUUCCAGUGUGUGUGUGUUUGUGUGUGUUAGUGCUGUGACAUUUGAUCUAUUUGGACUACUUUUCUUUGCCCCUUCUACAAUUACAGAGUCAUCCAAUUGAAUGUAUUUUAAUACUUUUAUAUCUCCAAAUAGAUGAUCCUUUCAGGGCCAUAAUGUAUAUUAUCGAUUGUCUGCUUUAUCACAGGGCAUCCCGACCAAUCAGUUCUUCCUGGAGCACAGCCACCUAGAGGAAAACCUCAGAGAUGGGAAGAGUCAAGAGAACAAACAUGAAGCCAUGUUUGUAGUUGCUCUGUGUCGUUAUCUUCUGAUGCAGAACUACAAUCCAGAACAGAUUACUAUCCUCACCAGGUACAGCGGCCAGCUCUUCUGCCUGCGCAAUAUGAUGCCCUCCUCUGAGUUUGCAGGGGUCAAAGUGCAUGUGGUUGACAAGUACAAAGGGGAGGAGAACGACAUUGUCUUGCUGUCUCUGGUCUGCAGCAACGCCAUGGGCAGUGUGGGCUUCUUGAGCAUCCCCAUCCGCGUCUGCGUGGCAUUAUCACGCGCCAAGAAAGGCCUCUACUGCAUUGGAAACAGUGCAAUACUGAGCAAAGUCAGACUGUGGACCAAUAUCUUCGGCACCUUGAAAGAGAAGGAACAGAUGGGCAAAGCGCUCACUCUGUGCUGUCAGAACCAAACCUAAAAACUGAUCCAGGCCGCCUGCUCAGAGGAUUUUAAACAAGCCCCCGAAGGGGGGUGUUUGACGCCUUGCGAGUUCCGCUUGGACUGCGGCCAUGUUUGUGAGCGAGUAUGCCACCCUUAUGACCCCCAGCACAAGAAGUAUGAGAAACAUGUGAGAGAAAACUGUGUGAUCGUGGACACAAGUGCCCACUGGCUUGUCACAGUCAAUGCCCAGCGUGUCCGGUGAAGAUUGAGAAGACCUUACCAGGGUUUGGGCACAAGCAAAUGGUCCCUUGCUACAUGGACCCUGCAGACUUCAAAUGCGUUGCACCCUGUUAGAAAAAUCUCCAGUGCGGACAUCAUUUUAAAGCAAAGUGUGGGGGUCCAUGUACAAUUUAUUGCAAGGUAAUGGUCGCCUUCAUUCUAGAAAGUGGACACACCCAGAGUAAUAACUGCUUCUACAAGACAAAAUAAUUUGAUUCUAACUGUAGGACCCUGUGUGACCUACAGCUGAAAUGCGGCCAAUGGUACUGGUACUGUACUGGUACUUGCUACAAAUGCAACCUGGGGUGCUAUCACCUCCCAUGCUCCUACCAGUGUGAAGAUCUGCUAAUUUGUUCCCAUACGUGCAGGGAACCUUGUACCGGUGGGUGCCCUCCAUGCAAGCUGCCCUGCGAGAACGUCUGCAUCCAGAGCAAGUGCACGAAACGGUGUGGCCGACCCUGCGCCCCUUGCGCAGAUCCUUGUGUCUGACAAUGUCUGCACCAAAGCUGCAGCAAGCUUUUCCACAAACCUUGUGGCUGCCCGCCAUGCACCAAGCCCUGUUCCAAAAUGCUGGGCUGCAGCCACCCCUGCAUAGGCCUCUGCGAAGACAAAUGUCCAAACAAAUGUAGGGUCUGUGAUCACGACAAGGUCACAGAAAUAUUCUUCGGCUCUGAGGAUGAUCCCGAGGCCUACUUCAUUCAACAGCAGGACUGCGGUCACAUUGUUGAGUCCAAAGCUAUCGACACAUGCAUGGAGAUGGACAAGCAUUUAGAAGAAAAUGAGCAGAUGGUCAUCAAACUGAAAGAGUAACCCAGAUGUUGCACUUUGAUCCGCAGGAACAUUCGAUACAGCUCUCACAUCAAUCGCAGCCUGGCCGAGAUAGAGAAUGUCAAGGAGAAGAUAAAUGGACACAAGAUAGAUAUUGAAAUUGAAAGCAACACCCUCAAAGUGCAAUGCCAAACAUAUUUAAUAUGCGUGUUCAAAGCCAAUUGUCAGCAUCACAUUUCACCGCUAAUGAACUGCUGGUAGUGGAACAUAUCCUUUUCAUGGAGAGAGACGCCAUGCUUCUGAAGAUCCAAAAGGAGGAGAUGACUGGAAACCACAGCCUCCGUUUCAAAGACAAAGUCGUUGUGUUCCUCCAAUGGCUUCUUGACCCAAAACAGAUAUUCACUGAACAAGUGCCUGAAGUUGCCGCCUGGUAGCAGGAAGAAGUGUCCCAACGGCCAUGUCUAUAUCAAUGCGGAGUGCGGAGGGGCAAUGGAGAGCAGACGCUGCCCAGGCUGUGAUGCCACUAUCGGUGGACAGAGUCAUGCUUUGGCCAGUGGAAACCAGGUAGCCUCAGAGAUGGACGGAGCGCAGCACGCAGCUUGGUCAGAGGGCAAUAAUCUGUUUAAUUAUGUUAAAUAGACUAUGAUGACUAAAACUCGAUCACCUGUUUCGCUGAGAAAGGGUUGGUUUGUUCUCUUGUUUCUGUGUUGGAGUUUUUUUUCGGCACGUUAAUUUAAUUUUUUUUCUCUUGAAUAGGUUGACAUUUAAUCACUGUAACCGUGUUUCCACCAAAAUUAAACAGAACUUGGGUUACACAGAAUUACACAGAAAUAUUCGCUAGGACCUAGGUAAUGUUCCUGCGGUCAAAAUGCGUCGCUUGUUAUAGGCGAAAAUGUUGGCCGAUUAUAUAGGUAUAAUGAUCUGAAUACUGCUAUGCCUGUGUCUUUUAUGCUUUGGUCAAAUUGUAAGCCUUGUUGUGUUUCAGCAAUAGAGGGGGAUGGAUUUGUAAAGAAAAAAAUAAGUGUGUGAUUCCAAGUUGCUGUUUUCAUUUAUUCAAUAUUACAUUCAGGGCAUUUAGCCGACGCCGUUAUCCAAAGUGACUUACAAUAAGUACAUUUGUCGGAAGAAAGAGAAACUGUUGGUACAGUAAGGAUGUUCAUAGAAACAAGUGCCAAGCACUUACAAUUGCUAGGUUAACCCAUUCACCGUACACAACAAUGAUAGCU